AUGAAAGUAAGUGGAUUAGGCGGAUGUUUUGGAAGCUUUCUGAUACGAGGCCAAGGAUCAAAGUGGCCAGCCUGGCACGUGCUAGGCUGGAGCAACAAAAUGUUUGCGCUUCACGUUGAAUUUCGAAUUCAACUUCAGCUAUACGCAUUCUUUUUAUAUUCGAAAUUGUAUGAACUACGGUUCGUAUCACGGCCCGGUUAA
Plasmopara halstedii is the source of this 201-nucleotide messenger RNA. RefSeq lists its product as uncharacterized. The transcript has 2 exons. Lineage: Eukaryota; Oomycota; Peronosporomycetes; Peronosporales; Peronosporaceae. The record is from RefSeq and is a predicted model, not a curated record. The coding region runs from base 1 to 201 and encodes 66 amino acids.